CGCGUUAUAUUCCGCUCCUCAGUGAGUUGUCGCCAAGAAAAAAAUCCUCAAAACUGAAGUCCAUAUCAGUACUAUUUGCGGGUUUUCUUCAUUUGGAACAUAAAUCAUACAUGGACGAGUGAAUGAGUGCGGAUAUCUGGGAGUGAGAUUGUGUGUGGUGUUGAGGGACUCCGUGAUACCCUCGUCACAUGGUGACUUCAGUUGCAUUCGGGAGGCGAGAGUUGGAAGAUCGCGAUCGGUGAUCCUAAAAUAGUGCACAGAAGAUCUCUUUCGUAAGAGGUUGACACGCAUCAUUUGCUCAUACAAUUUGACUUUUCGCUAUACUAUUCCAACAUUAUCUUUUUUUAUUCUAUACACAUACACUUUUCCUCGCUCCCAUGUGCUCAUUUAGGAGAAAAUCUUACCGAAAGUGAAUUUCUUCUGCCACCUCUGGGUGGUCCUUAGUGGGAUUCGUACUGUGAACGCAUUACUAUAGUGCUAUAUAGGCGAGCAGUGUGAACGUGAAAAUUGCGUGCAAUGAAGCUGUGGAAGUCCAAAAAGAGUUCGAGCUGUGUUCCAGGAAAAUCCUCAUCAACGAAGCAUGACGAUAAAGUGGAUUCCAGUAUUUCAGCUACAAGCGAUCGUGCCAUGAGUCCAGCUCAGAGUGAAGAUAGCGGUUUGGCGGCUGAUCGUGGCACAACGUACGCCACGAUAUCCUUACCACGGGAAAAUGCUCAGGCUAUGGGGAUUCUCUUCCUGGAUCGAGUCGACCUGACGUAUCCACCAGUUAUUGCAACACUCAAUGCUCUGGGACCUGCAGCAGACUUUCUGGCACCUGGUGAUCGGUUACACCAAAUUGAUGGGAUCUCCACGAUUGGACUCACCAAUGAGCACGUUAUGAGUAUUCUCUAUCAUGGCAAUGGACCUGCUGUAGUGGAAAUUGAGUACUCCCUUCCAGAAUACCUGUCUCAGAACAGUCUGUGCGUGACAACGAAACUUGCUCAAAUCACGGUCGAAAGGGAGAAUGGGUGUCUGGGACUAACAUUCCGCGGUGGUGGAGACUUUCCCUUGAUCGUGACAAAUAUACGACCACAUGGUCCUGUCUACAAAUGCGGCAGAAUAAAGCCUGGUGAUCGCCUCUUGCGUGUUGACAAUGUCUCUCUUAUAAAUAAGACACUAUCGGAAGCACAGCAGAUUCUCAAGUGUGGCCACUUAUCCGGGCUCACGAACCUGACCAUUGAGUACGAUGUUUCGGUUAUGCAGAGUGUGGAAUUCUCAAUGGGACCCCUUCUUAUUGAGAUUGAGAGGUCGCCUGGAGACAAAUUGGGUUUGGUAUUGAGCAAUGCCAGCCCGAAUGUCUAUCAUCAGCCCCUUGAUGUGACCAAUGGAAAGAUGGAUGAGAUCUCACAAGCGGGUGUCUUUAUUGCCAACAUUAUUCCGGCCACGCUUGCCGACCGUACCGGUGCACUCUCCAUUGGGGAUAAGAUACAGAGUGUUGAUGAUACCCUUGUGGAAAGUAAUUCUCUCACACCCGAAGAUGUUAUGCAACUUUUAGACACCAACACAAAUCGUGGUUUCACGCAAAUACAAAUUCUCCCAGCUCAUGCAAUCGCCAGGCUUCGAGGUCUACAUGCACAAAAUGGGACAACUGCCAAGUAUGGCUUCAAUACGAUGGAAUCACGGAAGAUGCGACAAAAGAAAUUCAUGCGAAAAAGUUCAUUGCCCCUCCUUGAGAGUUCUGGAAGUGGUUUGAUGUCAGCAAGUGUUGGACUAUGUCGUUCGGAAACAGUUCAGGUGGUUUUAGAUUGCUCCCAAGGAUCAGGAAUUUGUCUGGGAGCACCUUCGUCAUGUGGUCGGGGGCAUAUAAUUGCACAGGUGAUCCCUGAAUCGGUAGCCGAUCGAUCGGGAUGCAUUCAGAAGGGUGAUCGUCUCUUGGCAGUGAAUAAACUCUAUAACCUCGAUGCAGGCACUGUGCGACAGAUUUUGGGAGAUAUUGGCUACAAGAAUGUCCAUCAGCAAGGAUCACCCAAUUGGGUUGAGGUGGAAAUUGAAUUCGAUAUGUCGGAUUCUGUUAUUCCAUCCAGUGGGGUGUUCAAUGUUAAACUCCCAAAAUACCAGGAACGCAGUGAGUUGGGGAUUACCGUGAAUGCUACAAAUAGUGGUGCAUUCAUUAUAACCGACGUUAAACCCGGAAGUGCAGCACAUCGAACGGGGUCCCUUAGAGCGGGUGAUAUUCUCCUCGCGGUGGAUUCUCAGCCAUUGCAACACUACAAUGUCGAUGCUUUGCUAAAGGACAAUAAAAAUGAAUUCACAACGCUUACCAUUAAGAGGACAUGUCUUCCGGAUUUUCUCUUUGAUGCACAGUAUCGAAAUAAUUUUAUGUACAGCAGUACAGAGACACGCAUUGCGGACAAUAAUUCACCUUCCUCGUAUGGCUAUAGUGGAACAACGAAACGAAUUGAUAGUGGUAGAGGUGAAGUUACAAGACCCAAUCCUGGAAAUCAAUCAGAUUUCUAUCAAAUGGAAGAGAAUCUCAUGGGAAAUGGAAUGAUGACGAUUCGUCGACCACCACCCUUUUCAAAUUCUCUAAGCAACAUGGAACUAACUCAAAUGGGCAACACAUCAACCCUCAAGACAGACAAUAAUCCUUCAGACAUUGCUGAGGAUACAUUCAUGGAAAUGGAGGGCUAUCCUGAGUAUUUCCAAACUUACUACAACUUGGACUUACCAAUGCCCAUGACUUCGUAUAGCAAUCCUACCCACCAAAUUGUCAGCACAGUUAGAUUGGAGACAAAUGGAGGUCCACUCGGUAUUACAUUAGCAGGCAGUGAAAAUCUUCAGAAACCCAUUGUAAUCAGUGCCUUUGUCGAAGGAGGAGUUGCUCACCUUUCUCGAAAACUCUGCAUUGGGGAUGAAAUCCUUGCAAUUAAUGGUGAAAGUAUCCAAGGCGUACCAUUGAGUACUGCAACGAAACUUCUGCAGCGCUUUGAGAAUGUAGUCGAUCUUAAGAUUACGAGAAAUCGCACCGAAAGUAGUGAGAAUGCUGGUUCAUCCCUGCCACAACCACAGGCAAUUUACAGUAAAAUCCAACGUCGACCAAGGAGUCCAUCGGUAACAGAUGCCCUUUCGACAUCUUCGAGCGCAGAAGGACGCUUCAAGACAAUUCAUAUCACCCUCUAUAAAGAUAAAGUCUACGAUGACUACGGAUUCUCUCUAUCUGAUGGACUAUACGAACGUGGUGUGUAUAUAAAUCGGAUAAGAAGCGGAGGUCCUGCUGAUGCUGUUGGAUUACUCAAAUCUUUCGAUCGUAUUAUGAUGGUAAACGGAACGAAAACACAGGACUUUGACUGCUGCCUCACAGUGCCAUUGAUUGCAGCCAGUGGAGACAAGAUUGAUCUUAUUGUGCAGAGACCAAUUUCCGACUAAUACCGCAAAAAACCAAUCCAUUUCUUCUUUUAAAUAAAAUGGAAUUCCAUUUCGUACACCAAUUUUGCUGGAGAAUCAAGGCAAAAAAAUCCGAAAUUUAUAGUAACUUAAUACAUAGUGUUGCAAUCUCCAAAAUAAUAUUUUUAAAGUUUUAAUCAAAUAUACUCUGUAUGCCAAUCAUCACA
Molecule: messenger RNA, 3590 nt
Organism: Lutzomyia longipalpis
Lineage: Eukaryota; Metazoa; Arthropoda; Insecta; Diptera; Psychodidae
Gene: Grip
Product: glutamate receptor-interacting protein 2
Exons: 7
Coding region: 517-3405 (962 amino acids)
Biological process (GO): neurotransmitter receptor transport, endosome to postsynaptic membrane
Molecular function (GO): protein binding
Source: RefSeq, a predicted model, not a curated record